Messenger RNA from Brassica rapa (field mustard), 5333 nucleotides. RefSeq lists its product as uncharacterized. NCBI's taxonomy places the organism in Eukaryota, Viridiplantae, Streptophyta, Magnoliopsida, Brassicales, Brassicaceae. The record is from RefSeq and is a predicted model, not a curated record.
UUUGAUUAUAUACUCCUAUCCAAAACCAAUGAAAAAAAAUAAUUCUAUCUCCUUCUUCUUUAUGGUGGGUCUGAAACAAGUCUUGUACCAAACCAAGCUCUCAGUCCCUUCUCCAAAUAUUCCUGGCCUUGUGCUUUAACUGUCAAAAGUUAAAGCCUAAUGGUUUUAUCAACCAGUUUACUUAACAGUCUCGCAUCUUUCGGUUCUUCUCCAUGCCUUCUUGCAUUUCUCUCCCACCAUAUGUUAUGAAGAACAGCUUGAAAAGAGUAUCUUAAGAGGAACAUCUCCGUAGCUGGAUAGGCCGAACCAGAUAUUAUCUCCACUAUAUCAUCCCACGCUGCAGUGAAUUUCUCCUUUAGAAUUCCUCUGACUAAACAUUCCCACACAGCCAAAGAAUAUGGGCAGCUGAAAAAGAGAUGUUGACAGGUCUCUUGAACUUCAUGACAAAGAACACACUCCGUGUUUAUCAAUGCAUUCCAAGCUUGCAUUUUAUUGGAUUUCAUAGUCAGAGGUGAAAUUCUUGGAUUUAUGAGAAAUCACAUUUCUACUAGUAACACAAACCAAAACCGAGUUAUUGUCUGGAAAAUGCAUAUUUAUAUAACAUUUUCUAAAAUUUUUUUAAAAACUGCAAUUUUGUUGUUAAUUUAUACUCUUUCCGUUCCCGAUGGAUUUUAUAUAUGUUUAAGGUAUUUUUUAUACUUUUAAGAAACAUUAAAUAAAAAUAUUUGAAUUGAUUAAAUUUCAUUGCUGAAAAAUUAUUGGAAAAUGUAUAAUAAAAAAAUUAAGUUAUAAACAUUUAUUGAAUUCUUAAUAAGCAUGAACACUUUAGAAAAUUUUACUUGAAACAUAUGGAGUAUAUAUUAAUUGAUGCAUUUAGUGUAAAACAAGUAAACUUGAAAUAUAAAUAUUGUUUAAAAAUGUAUAAAACCAAAUUGGCACAUUUAAAUUUACAUUACGAUCGUCUUUUACCUUCGCAUUGAAACCGUCAAAUUUUACCUCUUUUGACCGCUUAAAUGCCCUAUAAUCGCUUUCCUCUUUUAGUCUUGAAUUCUUGAUUGAUAGAGAUUUUAGAGAGCAUUAAGUUUUCAUUAGUGAAUCAUUAAUUGCUGGUAAACCAUUUAAAGAAUCAUUUAGAAACUGAAUAGAUCUUUUAGAUGCUUAUUCUUCUAUGCUUUCAUAUAAAUAUUUAAUAGAACAUUCACCUUUAAAAAUAUUUAAAAUAAUUAUCAAGUCUAACAAUAUCAAAAACAUGUUUAAAUUAAAAAUAAAAUAUAUAUUAUUGAAACUAAACUUGCAAAUAAUAAAUUUUAUUAUUUCAAAAUGAUUUUAAAUAAAAAUAUAACUUAGUGAAUAUAAUAUGAUUUCAAAAUGAUUCUUAACAAAAAUAUAAAAAUAUUAUACACAAUACAUGAUAAAUAUCUUCUAUAUUAAUUUUAUAAUUAAUGUUAUAUUUUAAUUUAUCAAUGUUAUAGAAAUCAGCUAAAAAUACAUUAUGUUGUUCAUCAGUUCUGUCGGUUGAGGUUUAGACUAUGGUAGAAAACUAAUUGUGGGCAACAUUUAUUAGAAAUGACAAUUCAAACAUAAAUAGAACACACAGACAAAAACUCAGUUUUUAACUUAUCACUAGGUGAUUUUUCCGUUCUUAUGCACAGAUAUAAAUAUUUACAAAAUAUUACUUUAAUUAGCCAUAUGAUUUUUGAUAUGUCAUAUCUAGUCGGUUUUGUUGUUUUUUUUAGAGUCGAUUUAGUAUAAUUUGGGUAUAUAGAUUGCAAAUAAUUUUCUGAAUUCAACUAUAAUAUUUUUUAUCUUAAAUAUAUUAAAAUUAUGAUUAUUUUUUUUUUUUCAUUUACGUUGGUUAUUGGCUUAGAUAUGUAAACAAAUUUGAAGAAGAUUAUGUAUAACUUAAGAUAUAUUGGUCUUAGAAUGAAAUAUAAAAUAAAUUAAAGUGUCUGAUUUCAAAUUAUGUAAAUUAAUAUAACGAUAAUAUUCUAUAGUCUCAUCAUGUAUAUAUAUAAAUUUUACAAAAGAACUAAAUUAUAACAGUUGGUUAAUAUUUCGUUUUCAUUUGUUAAUAUGUAUUGAGUCAACUUGUAAUUUACAUUUAUAAAAUAAAUUGUUAUUAUAAAAUUGUAUAUUCUUAUUGUAGUUAAAUAUAUGAUUUUAGAUAUAAGUUGGAUUAUUCGAGUCACCCAUUUUGUGAGUAUAUUGAGUUAUAUCUAUUUUUUCAAAUUCAAAUUGAAGUAUAAUUGUUUUUAUUAUAAUUAAGUAAAAUAAAAUUAAUUUUAUUUAUUGUUUAAAUGUGAAUGUAUUUUCAUAAUAUUUAUCAAAUUAUAUGUUGAUAUAAAAUUAAUAUUUUCUUUCUAUCACUAAUUAUGUUUAUCUUUUGCUUGAUUUUGAAUGAUCACGUUUGAUGUUUUUUCUUAUUUUUGAAUCGAUUUUACUUAUGUUUUGGCUAUUAAAAUAUAUACAAACCAUGUAUUUUAAAUUCGAAGAACCGGUUUCAUUUAUGUUUUAGUGACAAAAUAGGUACAAAUCAGGUAUUUUAAAACCAAAGAAGCGAUUGGGACCCAAACCCGAAAGUACAAUGGGUUAUACCGGUUCUUUAAAGAUUUACUAACCCCGACCUGAACCCAAUAGAACUCGAACCGAUCCUGAACCAAACUUUUAUAUAACCCGAAUGGGGAUGAUUUUGAUAAACCCGAAAAACCAAAACCCGAAUGGAUAAACCGAAACCCGAUUGGAACCCCGAAUGUCCAUGCCUAGUUGGGGGGAUUUAUCAUUAAAAUGAAACUCUUCAUUUGUGUGUAAACAUCAUCCAUCCAUAAAUAACAGAACAAUAGACGGAGGGUAACAAAAUCUAACGGAAUAGAACUUGAGGGGUUAAAUUACAAGGUAACAAGUUGGGGGGGAUUUUUUACGAAAAAUCUUUAGUUGAGGGGAUUUAUCACUAAAAACUCUUAAUGAAAUCAAAUUAUAUAUACAUAUAUUUUGUUUUUAAAUUUGUUUUUCUUAACUUUAUAAAUGUUAUUUUUUUUAUUAUAUAUGUUAUUUGAAUUUUUUUAAAGAGGAAAUUAAAUAAAAAAAUCAAUAAUAGUAUUUAAAUGUAAGAUUUUUAAUUUAUUAAAGGUAUCAGCGUAAUCAACCAUCGUAAAAGUUAAUGUGAGCGCGACUUGUCAAAUAAUAUUAUAGAGAUGUGACAAAAGAUUGUUAUAUUAAUUAAUAAAUAUAAUUAUGGUAAAACUUACUAAUUUCCAAAAAUAACAAUUCAUUUUUAACUGUAAAAUAUGAUUUUAAAUAUUAAUUGAUGCAGUUAUGGCAAAAGAUUGAAUAGAAACAGGAAACAAACCAAAAUUGCUUUAUUGAUAAUUUCCAUAUUUGUUUGUGAUAAUAUUCACUAGAAAAAUAAAGAUCUCUAUUGGAGAAUAAAUUGCUUGAUAAACAAAUAAAAAUAAAAAUAUUUUGCAACAGCAUUGCGAUAUUAAUUUGGGGGAUUAAAACUCUUUCAACUUCUUUUGGAUUCUUCUGCAAGCGAGCGAUUAGAGAACAGAGCCCAGUCAAUUUCUCGAAUUAUUUGGGUGAAUAAUCUCUCUCUCUCUCUCUCCUCUCUGUUUCUUACUUUCUUGACUCUUUCUCUGUUAGGGUUUAGGGUUUUAAGAAUCUCCAAGAACUCUGGAUUUACGCUAACAGAUUCCGAUUCAUCGAAAUCGCUUCCGGGCAUGCGUGAUAUCCUCUAAGAUCACCGAAUCACUCAAUUUCGAUAAAUCCUCUCCGUAAAAAUCGUUCCUUUUUGCUGAAGGGCUUUAUGGGUACCUCAGAUGGUUCUGAAAAUCAACAACAAGAAGACGUUAAAGUUGAUAUCUUGGAGUGUGGGAAUCUGACUGAUGAGUCUCAAGAGGGAGAAGAUGGGUUGUGCCAAUCCUCUUCGAGCUCUUUUGGUGAUUCAUUGUGUGCUCGUGACGACGAUGACGGUGAUGAUGAUAAUGAUUUUGAAGCCGAGUCUAUGUUAAACAAAGAUUAUCCAUUACCUGAGACAUUUGGUGAUGGGACUGAGUUGUUGGGUUUGAAGAAGAAGAAGGUGACGGAUGAGUGGAGGAAGUUUUGUCAGCCGUUGAUGUGGAGGUGUAAGUGGUUAGAGCUCAAGGCUAAGGAGAUUGAGUGUCAAGCAAGAGGGUAUGACAGACAAGUUACAAGUUACUACCAGAGUAAACAGUUUGAUUUGGACAAGUCGAAAUUGGAAGGCUUUGAUGGGAAGUCGAAAUCUUUUGGUGAUCAAACUCAGAGGAUGAGUGUUUACAAGAGAGGAAGAAGGAGACGAGUUGAAGAGACUACAGAUGUUGCUGCUUAUAUCUCCAACCAUAACGUUUUCUCUUAUUCAGAACAGCGGAAGCCAACAACUCUCAAAGCUCAGUGUCCUGUUCCUGGCCGUAAAGCUACAGGGAAGGAAGAAGAGGUUGAAGAAGAUGAUUGUUUUGUUUCUGGGUCAGAUUGUUCUGAUGAUAUACUAGGAAUGAUUCUGUGUCAGAUUGAUGAGGCUCAGGAUAAAGCAAAAAGAUUGAAGAAGCGUGUUGAUCAGCUCUUGUGUUGUGAGUCUCAGGAUGGUCAUACAUCAUUGAUGCCUCAACCAUCUCGGAGAGACUUUAAUGUACAGAAUGUCAAGCAACUUGCUCUUGUGGAAGAAGAACCGUCGCUGCCUCAUAUUCAGAGAGAAGGGACUGUGCAAAUUGGAAGGCAACGAAUCUCUGCUGAUCAUACUGAAGAUCUGUUGAUACCUCAAGCUCCUCCUCCUUUUGAAAGCGAUGGGCAGUUUCUGUAUAACAUCUCUCCACUUCCAUAUGAGAGAUUAGGCUUUCCCACAAUCGAUGAUCUGCUGAUGGAUGGAUCAGAGAUGAAUGAUUAUGAAGGAGAACGGGACCUUGAUAAUUGUUUCAUGAAGCUAAUGAAUGAGUUUGGAAAAUACACUAUGUCAGAUGAUGAUGAAGAAGAAGAAGAUCCUACACCGGCCACUAAGAGGCAUAAAACCUCUCACUGAAAGCUCUCUCUCUCUCUCUCUCUCUCUCUCUCUCUCUGUACAGAGCCUUAUCCUCCUGCUUGAUCAGCAUAAAAGCUCCCUGAAAGUAGUAGUUAUAUUGGUAUAUUCUGUUCAUUCCCCUCUCUCUCUCUCACUCACUCUAGUAACUCUUUGCAUUUGGCUUUUUAAGAACUAUGAGACCACAAUAGGUUUCAGAGUUUGUGCAUAGUUAAAUGACUUAGAAUCUUAUCAUAUGAUAUUUUCUUUGUUCUUCUAUAUCAUGAAACCCUUUUAUGAUUCAUAAAUUCAAAAGUUUUUAAGAGCU